Messenger RNA from Cinara cedri, 270 nucleotides. The record is from the annotation of a GenBank genome assembly. NCBI's taxonomy places the organism in Eukaryota, Metazoa, Arthropoda, Insecta, Hemiptera, Aphididae.
AUGACACAAACCCACACUGGUCACGUGAAACUAAUUUUCAAACGGUUUGGGGAAUUAAUGUGGGUUAGAUAUGGGUUAGUUGGUAGAAAGCUAAUAGGACCGUUCUUUUACGAUGGUACGCUUAAUGGCAGACAAUAUCUUAAUUUUUUAACCAAUGUACUAUCAAGACUGUUGGAUGAUGUUUCAUUUGACACACAGAACAGGAACCGUAUGUUUUUCCAGCAAGAUGGAGAACCAGCCCACAAUGCAAUAUUGUUAGACGAUAUUUAA